GGACGGGCGGGACUUGGGGCCCACGUGCAAAAAGUAACUGGCGGAAGGGCCACGGUGCAACGGGUAGUGGAGAGCUGACUAGGAAGGUUCUGGGUCUUCCCCUGGCCAGGGGAUUUCUCCCAGCCUCCAGCCAUGCGUCUCUCAGCCCUGUUGGCCUUGGCAUCCAAGGUCACUUUGCCCCCCAACUACCGCUAUGGGAUGAGCCGCCCAGGUAGCAGGGCAGACAAAAGGAGGAACCCACCAGGGACCAGGCGGCGCCCCGUGCUUGUGGAACCCAUUUCUGAUGAGGACUGGCAUCUGUUCUGUGGGGAUAGGGUGGAGAUUCUGAAAGGCAAGGAUGCCGGGAAGCAAGGCAAAGUGGUUCAAGUUAUCCGGGAGCGAAACUGGGUGGUCCUGGAGGGGCUGAAUACACAUUACCGCUAUAUUGGCAGGACCGCGGAUUUCCGAGGAACCAUGAUCCCUAGCGAAGCACCCUUGCUCCACAACCAGGUCAAACUUGUGGAUCCCGUGGACAGGAAACCCACUGAGGUGGAGUGGAGAUUCACCGAGGCAGGCGAGCGGGUCCGAGUCUCCACAAGAUCAGGAAGAAUUAUUCCCAAACCUGAAUUUCCCAGAGCGGAUGGCAUCGUCCCUGAAACAUGGAUUGAUGGCCCUAAAGACACAUCAGUGGAAGAUGCUCUAGAAAGAACCUAUGUGCCCGGUCUAAAGACACUGGAAGAAGAGGUGAUGGAGGCGAUGGGGAUCCAGGAGACUCGGAGACACAAGAAAGUCUAUUGGUAUUGAACCUGGGGGACUUCUCCCCCUCCUAGUCUUCGCCUUGAAGGCUGGGGCCACAUCAUCUUCAGACAAUAAAGAGCCAUGAUUCCUCCUC
Molecule: messenger RNA, 871 nt
Organism: Eptesicus fuscus (big brown bat)
Lineage: Eukaryota; Metazoa; Chordata; Mammalia; Chiroptera; Vespertilionidae
Gene: MRPL24
Product: mitochondrial ribosomal protein L24
Exons: 6
Coding region: 133-783 (216 amino acids)
Biological process (GO): translation
Cellular component (GO): mitochondrion; ribosome
Molecular function (GO): RNA binding; structural constituent of ribosome
Source: RefSeq, a predicted model, not a curated record